Messenger RNA from Branchiostoma belcheri (Belcher's lancelet), 1395 nucleotides. RefSeq names its product claudin-11-like. Gene Ontology annotation, cellular component: plasma membrane. The record is from RefSeq and is a predicted model, not a curated record. Bases 98 to 634 code for a protein of 178 amino acids. The transcript is spliced from 3 exons. NCBI's taxonomy places the organism in Eukaryota, Metazoa, Chordata, Leptocardii, Amphioxiformes, Branchiostomatidae.
UCUCCCGGCGUGCUUAGCAGACGGUACCUUUCUGAUGCGUCUGAACUGAUUUUAACGAGACGUAAAAACUGACCAUAGCACUGUGACAAGCUUAAAGAUGAACCGUCUUCUGGUUGGUGGAAUCGGCUGCUCUUUUCUCGGGCUGGUUGUGUAUGUGGUGGGGAUAGCGACAACCGCCUGGCUGUCGGUAGCCCAGAGUGGGGCUGAAGACAAGGUCGGACUGUGGCAGGAGUGCGUUUAUAACCCACAAUUUGGAAGGACGAUCUGCAUUGGCACCACCGAUAUCAGUCGGCUGCCCGCUGCUUUCAAUGCCUCCCGUGCCUUUACCGUGAUCGGAAUAAUGCUGCUCAUUCCCGGUCUAGCUCUGGCCUGCUUCACCCUGAAAAAGAACUCCAACAAAUUCAAGAAGAUCGGUGGUGGCAUGAUUAUUGCUGGGGGGGUCUGUGGCAUCAUCGCCGCUGCUUGCUUUACCGGCUACGCCGUGAAUCUCUUCCAAACUUCGGGCGUGCCGGUGCCGUUCGGCUACUCCUUCUACCUGACCUGGGUACAGGCGGUCUUCACCAUCAUGGGAGGAGCCAUCAUCAUAUGUUCCGGGCGCAGGGACGAGGAAGAUGAGCUACCCAUGGUCCGCUAGGGAGUCCUUUAAAGAGGCAUUUUGUAACGUUUCGUCAGAAAAAAUUGAAUUAAUCUAAUCGGGAAAAAAUAUUCGUGUGAUUGUCCUCUUCUCAAUAUACUUAUCACAUUUCUGACCUUUGUGGUCGUCGCUAAAUUAACUCACGAGGCGCACUCAUUUUGUUGUACCACCACAAACUAGCAGGAUGUAAACAAACAUGGCUGACAGCUGUGUCUUCGGCUUGUAUAGAAACUCGUAAGGCGUCAUACUAUGGCACCUCCUCAAUGGCGCUAAUUUGAAAUGAAGUACGGAUGAUUCAAUUUACUUUGUAAAAAAAAUAUGACCAGAAAACCUUCCGCAUCGCCCUGGUGUUACAUAAUGCAGCUCCAAAAAGGCCUGUCUCAAAAGUUCUUAUGCUUUGCAAAUCAGAUAUCAUUUGUUUUGGUAUAUCAUCAGUUUGUAUGAAAAUCGGAACUAUCACGUAUGUAACCAGCUCUUUAUUGAUAUAAACUGGUCUGCCGUGGUGUUUUUUUUAGUUUUGAUUGUGGUUGAGCACAAAACAAAUAUCUACAAUGUAGUUUUUGUAGGUUGAACACAAUACAGAUAUCGACAAUGUAGUUUUGUAGGUUUGGGAAGAUAUAAAUAUCCAAAAUCAAGUUUGUUUAUAGGGAAAAUUUAAAAAGAGUUUAGUACAUAGACCGUAUGUAAUUGCACGUUAAAACAACCAUUAUUGCAGGAGGAUGGGGUGAUUGUGUGAUUGCGAAUAAAACGGAUACGCCAAA